CGAGGAUGUCGUCGGCUUGGUUUAUCUACUGAAGGGCUGACGCAUGUCCCGCUUGCCGCCCAUGCUCGAGCGCGAAUGUGGUAAGCACCUCAACCUGCGCGCUCAACGCCUCUCUCGAGGGAUGCGCGCACGAUUGUUGGCGCUCUCAUGGUCGGCUUCCCUGUUUCGACAACAAGUGAACGCUGUGCCGACGGCGCCGCGGCCACUGCCUUGGCCCCACAGUUGUCGCCACCCGGGCGCCAUCGUGCGAUUAUCGUCCCACCGUGUAAGACCACUUUCAAAUCACAAUCACAUCGAAGACUACCGCGGCAGAAGUCUCAGCCAUGACGACUACAGCUGCGGAACAAGGGCGCACCUUUCCCUUCGGUGCGAUUCUCUCUGCCGUACAUCCAGGGAGCGAACGCUGAUAUGAUGCUUAUGAAAAAUACUUUGGCAGCUGUUAGACGCUCCUGCGCCAGAUCGUGCCCUUACUCUUGAGCGACCCGCUCCUGCUCGCUUGUUUCUAGGGGAUUUACAAGACUUCGCAGAGGGCAGAGGCCCGGUGGUAUUGUUCAGGAUGGGCUUGGUAUUGGCGCUGCUGAGCAAACGUCGAUCAGAUAUCCAGAGAGCGAGACGUGCGGUCGUUUUUUGUUUGCAGCAAUAGAUAAUCGAUAGAAUUUCCGGAGGAACGCGGACAGCGGAAACAAGAAUAAAGUAGCUGGUACAUAUAGAAAGAUGGGACACGAUAAAUAAUAAUUGACUGUUCUCUGCGACGCUGGCGUCGAGCAAUUCAACAAUCAGCAAUCGUCUUGUGUGCAUUCAUGGCACGGCUGUA
This is a messenger RNA of Phanerochaete carnosa HHB-10118-sp, 814 nucleotides long. RefSeq lists its product as uncharacterized. The transcript has a single exon. Bases 44 to 412 code for a protein of 122 amino acids. The record is from RefSeq and is a predicted model, not a curated record. Lineage: Eukaryota; Fungi; Basidiomycota; Agaricomycetes; Polyporales; Phanerochaetaceae.